AUGGUCCAGGCUUGCUGGGAUUGGGGAGAGAAUGGAGACUUCGCUGCGAACCUGGAACGACCAGAAUCGCCGCCUAAACCAGAUGACCAUCGCCGCAACCUCGAGUGGCAAACCGGACCUAUGGAAGGUGAAUAUAUGGAGAGGCUUUCGACAGAGAAAGUUUUGACAGACCUUGGCAACAUUUUUGGAUUGAGCUUGAGAUUUAGAAGCAACAUGACGUUGGAUGGUCUCCUGAAAUUGCUCUUGGGACAGAGACUCGACGACAAGCUACAUGCUCUGUCAAUUCUCGAAUCGUACUACCACGAAACCGCAAAGGGCUACCACAGCCGCAGGGAUGAGAUCAGAUCUAGAGGGAUCAUGCGAUGGCUUCAGGAUAGUAUGGAGCUGCAAGGAGAGCCUCGUAACAUGUCAUCCAGUCAGAGGCCUCGACACCCAGGCUGGGGAGGGAACCUUGCCCGCACGUGGGAUCUCUUGACCCGGGACGACCUCCACGGAGACAAAGUGGACGAGUUCUUUUCGCCUUCGCCAUCGCUGGGCUCUUUCUGGAGGCCUGUUUCGCCCGCCACGAGAGCAAAUUGGGCGCCGCUGCUCGACUUAGUGAGGGAGACGCGGGAACGGCUUUUCCCGCUGCAGGAGACCUUUACGGCCUAUACCAGCCUCGAGGAAAGCCUGAAGAAGUUUUCAGUCAAUCAAGAUGGGUGGGAAAAGAUCUGCGUCGUUUGA
Messenger RNA from Colletotrichum spaethianum, 723 nucleotides. RefSeq lists its product as uncharacterized. The transcript has a single exon. The record is from RefSeq and is a predicted model, not a curated record. The coding region runs from base 1 to 723 and encodes 240 amino acids. NCBI's taxonomy places the organism in Eukaryota, Fungi, Ascomycota, Sordariomycetes, Glomerellales, Glomerellaceae.